AUGAAAAUGUCGAGCGAUGACAAUGAAGCGAGUUCGGUCGUCCAGAAAACAGAUGGCAUGCUCAAAGAAGUUGAAGAUGAAAGCAGGUAUAUCGCGCAAACACUAUGUGAGACGAGACAUUUGUCGGAUCCCGGUUCUCAAAUCAAACUUUCUCCAAAGUCAGCUGCCGCAUCGUUUUUUACAAGAGCUGAACCUAAGCUUGGUACAGGAUCUGCCGGCACAAGAAAGCCACGCUUUGGUUUAUCAAACGAUUUGCUGCCAUGCGAUGAAAAUCCAAACCUGUACUUAUCGCCCAAACUCCCACAACACACUCCAAUAACUGAUAUAAUCCGGCGCAGCCCACCUGUCAUUCCACCAACGCUGCUCAAGACAAGUGGAAGCACAAUUAGCUAUCUACCAGUCACAUCUACUGCAAAGUUGAGGGUCUUGCUGAAUUUAAUCGGAGCAGAUACCGAUCAAAAUGGCGAAGGGAAACCGCAUGUUACCGUGGACCGGACACGAAAGCAGAUUAGUCUUCUGGAUCCCAACGUUGAAAUGGAAAAGCUUGGAACACAGUAUCAAGGAGGAAUCGCGGCACCUAAGUUGUUUGCGUUCGACGAAAUCUUUACAGAUGUUGAUCCGCCGAUGAACCUGUAUGCUGCAGCCCUCACUGGAAUUCUGCAGGCUGUAGUCAGUGGAUCUGACGGUUGUCUGCUCUACUUCAGUGAUGCUGGAGCCACUGGAUCCAACCUUCUGCUUGUGGACCAUAAUUCAACGGAAAAAGUCGGAAUGUUGUCUUGCGCAGUGUCUUGGUUAUUUCGGCUCAUAGCAGAGCAGACAUCAAGGACCGGAGCUAGAUUUUCAGUACGGAUUUCAGCAGUUGAAGUACACGACCAAGAUGAUACCCUCCGUGAUUUAUUGGCUACAAUGGUCCAAGCAUCCGAUACAGUGACUUCGACUGCACCGAGCACACAUUUGAGAGAUGAGUCAAUCACAGGUGAUCUGCAACUGAACUAUAGCGAAUUACGGUCACCAUCUGUUGAAAAAGCUGCGCAUUAUCUGGACGCCGCUUUGGCCGCUCGUAAUAAAGGUGCCGUGGCAAACCAAGCGGAAAAGGGAGAAAAUUUGGUAGCGUCUGCCGGAUCGGAGACACCACAGGAGGUGUGUUCAGCUGUCAUCCCGGCUUCGACGUCACACCUAUUUCUGACGUUACAUGUAUACCAAUAUCGAAUCGAAGAGCGUGGAUCAGGGUCCGGAGUCUCCGGUGGUCGCAGUCGACUUCACAUCAUUGACCUCGGUAGCGGACGUGGUUUUUCUGAAGGUACACAGGCUUCCAGCAACACACAAGCGGCUGCGUCUGCAGAAAAGUCAACUGUCCCAUCAAGAAACUCUCUAACCUCUGCUCUGCUGUCACUGAUUGCAGGUCAGCGGAACAUACCACAGAGCAAGAGUAAAUUGUUACGCCUAUUGUUUGACAGUGUGGGCAGCGUGAGUUGCCAGACGUGCCUACUGAUCGAGAUCCCGUCAAGUAGCCUUUGCUACAAGGAAACGUUGCAACUGCUACAGUUCUCGCAAAAGGUUCAGCGAUAUCACAAGCGUCAGCAUCGCAUUGGGUUGCCAAUCCCAGCCGCCGCCAGUUCCGAGGACAGUUCAUCGUGUGACAGUUUUGGACUGCGCCGAGCAAGUCGACUUCGGUUGCCUUUGGGAAGUCGAGGCUACCACGUAGGUGCUGGAUUAUCAAAACUGCGCACAGGAAGGCGUAUUGCUCCCAGCGAGUUGGAAUACACUUCCAGCAGUGAACAGUCAUGUGACACAGUGAUCUACCUAGGUCGCCGUGGAAGCCGCUCUAGUCAGCGUGAUGGCGGAGCGCUUGACACCUCGCGAGCUUCAUUGAACAGAGCCACCAGUAGUUUGGCAGAGGAACCCAACCCCGACAUCCAUCGUGAACAGAUCGAAAAACCCGCAACCACUUUGGGUGAUGGAGUAGAUCACACGAACAAUGAAUGCUUUUAUGCUGUCAAAAGAAAGGAGCCAACUUUGAGUAAAAACACCACAACAACCGAUGCAAAGCGAAUCACACCGCGAACAAACGCACAUGUCUGGCGGCGGGCUGCCGCCAAGAAUGCUGUGGAAAUGCUAAGCACACAAGAGGAAUUGUGGGUGGACGGGCCAAAAGCGAAGUUUAGUCCUCGAAAAUCAGCAACUACCAGCGGACUCACAACACUGGGGACACGUGCGACCACUUUACCCAUUAAAAUGGCCGACAAAGAGACGCAGAGUGCAGAAACGCAACACUCGCACCAUACGGAUGGUGCGGGAACUGUCGGAUGUCUCCCCGAGCAGCUUGACGUUGCUAGAGGUCGCUCGAAUCAGAGAGUUCAUUCAUGUACAAACUUGCAGUGGAGACAACAGAAGCGUCCAGACGGGCUGACCGAACAACUGAGAGAGGAGAUCCAUCACCAAUUUUGCACUGCUGAACUUCCAGCUGAAACCGAUAGUCUUGAACGACAAAUACCCAUCCUACAAUCAUCGAGCGAAGCGCCGACUGAACCUAAGGACAGAUUUGGAAAUCUGCGAGACGCUCUAGUAUCCUGUAACCAGUCGCCACAGUGCAAAGAAUCGAAGCAAGUCGACGUGGCCUCGGGGUGUGCUGUUGACGAAAUCGGAGUAGCCGCAAACCAGUUAGUUGUUCAUGGAUCCACUACUGCUACACAGUCAGGAAACAAACACAGCAACCUAGAUCAACCGGAAUUGCUUCCCUACGUUCCCGCCACGCUCAAACACGCAUCAAAUCCAUUUGUGAGAGCUUGGCUGUACAAACAUAGUGGAGUAGUCCCACAGCCCACUGACUCAAAGAAGUCAUCGCAUCCCCGCCUUUCUACUGAAUACAAAACACUGGUGGGACAAUCAUCCCAGGCUACUGCGACCGUUAUGUCGACGGAUUUCAUGAAUCGUGUUCAGAACUCCGUGCAACCUGAGCUCAGUCGAGCGUCCAUUCCGGUGGAUAGCAAAAACAAGACCCAACAAACGGAGAAGGAACCCGCUUAUCGCAUUGUCGCCCCCGAAAUUGAGAACCAGACAUUCGUCAAACAGGCAUCAUCGAACUUCGCACGCAUUGCAGAGUGGGUGAAAUCGGUUUCCAUGGAAAACUGUGAAAACACACUUGUCGCGCAAAGACGUAUCACACCUGCACACACCGGAACGCUGCCUCAGCUUUAUUCGGCCUUCCCAAUGAACCCACAUGUGCAAGACAUUUGCAAUAUGCUGCUAGCAAAAGGAGACGUUCCUGUCCCUUAUGACAUCGGUUACGACGAAUGUAGACCUCGGCACAUGACACCACAAGUGCACUAUGUCGCCUCUCCCUGGAGCACGGAUUUUACUAACAGUGGUGUCCCAGCCCAAAAUAUCUGUGCCGGUGAAUGUUGUUUAGUCUUAGAAGAAUGUGAAUCACGUCGAGGCCAAUCAGUACCUCCCCCACAUGCAAGAAACUUGGGUCAAUCAUAUACGCAGAAUUACAUGCUCACCGAAGUGCCUCAGUCUAGGGUAGUAAUGCAGAAUUUGCCUGUAGUCAUGAAGACAAACGCAUUAAGUGAGGAAUUUGAGACUUUCCCUAAUUUAUCUUCUGUUCGUUGCCCUGAUGGUUCGUCCAAUCCACAUUUAGCUACGGAACAUGAAAUGCUCACGAUACAGCGAUUGAAUGAUCAACGGAUCCCUUGCAAAUACCUCCACAGUGUCAACAACUUCUUAACUGAUUGGAAACCGGAACAAUGCGACAAUUUCCGAAACACUUCACCAUCGACCAGCAGGUCUACUAAAGUCCCAACUCAGAGACAAAAGCAUGGACCCUUCCUGUGCGCCGGUAUACCUUACUGGCAUCGAAAACAUUUCCUUCCGGACAUUGCCAAGGAAAUGACGUGGAGUCCAAAUGGUUGCCCAUCACCGGAGCAUUCCGGAGUACUUCCUCGUCCAAGGGCGCAUAGCUUUAGCUCAUCCGCAGAUGGCUUUCUUCCUUGUUACUCAUGUGAUAUGCACCGACGUAAUGGUUCAAGAGCUUGUGUUCCGACAAAACCGUUAAAUGGGGGCUGUACAGAAAACACGGACCACUCGAGCAGAAAACCAAGAGAUAGUGGGACUAAGUCAAGCAAGAACAGAUUGAAGUUUUUCACCAGUCCAAUAUUUAAUAAGCGCAAGCGGCAUUCAGUGGAGAAGACGGGAAAACAUGCAAAACAGGAGUUUACUAAUCCCAUGAUACAACCCCAUGCCAAAGUGAAUGUCGCCCACCAGUGCUUCUCGUUGCCUCAACAUCCAGGAGUAUGUAGUACAGCAACACGACGCUUUCUCAGCCAGUCCCUGGAUAAAUCGGCCAAACAGACGAUAUGUGGUGCUAUCCUGAGCACCGCUGCAAUGGACCACAAGUUCGGCCUGGAGACAUCCAGGCGCAAGCAAAUGUCUGAUGAAAGAGCAGUAACCGCUCACACUUCGCCAAAAUGCAAUGGGAACCCAGGGCUCAUUCAGUGUAACGCCUCAUCGUGUCGGAACACGUUCUCCGCUCAGUCCAGUAGCGGUCACGGCAGUGAGUGUAGCGGAAAUCACACACCAUUCAAUGAACCAACAGAGCUUCAACAGCAGUCACCGGAGACACAUUGCCACACUCGACGCCAGCAUCAGCGUCAUCGGCAAGGUAAUCCAAACCACAGUUAUCAUCGACGACGCCAUGAAUCUUUGGUGAACCAGCCAAAUGCUCAACAAACAGAUAAAUGUUGUAGGAAUUAUCUAACGGAAUUAGGCCCUUCUGUAACGAAUGAUGCCUCAAAGGAAAAUACAAACAACAGACUUGCAGCUACACCGGAGAACUCUACUGAAAAUAACUACCUCAUGGACCCAACUAUCUACUCUCGUUAUCCUUCCAAGGGUACCAAGCUGAGGUUCCCGGUGUGUGUACCUGACUCCAUUCGCUCUCGGAAGGGGGGUGGGCACACCAGCAGCGGAUACGAAAGUAUUAUACGCGAUAGCGAAGCUUCUUCGCACGGGGAAUCAACUAGCGGUAGCUCAGUUUGUGAACUUGGCAGCAAAGUGGGUAGUAUACCAGCGAGUCGGAGUGAGACCGUGGUGGAGGAUAGGACGAAUCCACGGACCCGAUACAGCGGAACUAACCCCGCAAAUCAACAUGAGAACAGCAAGACUACUCAAGUACCAAAAUAUCCGGGGACAAAUCAGUGUGAGAGUCAGAUAACAGAUGGAAAAUUGGCGGAGGUGAGGCCUUGCAAUAAUGGCUUUACAGCAGCAACACAAUUUGAUGCUCUUCACACACAAGAUGGAACACUUCCAGAUGCACCUCACGAACGUGUCGCUAAACCCAGGAAGCCAACGGAAAAUAACAAUCGGAUCGGGGAUAAUUUGCUUACUGCCUCCUCGUCAUCAUCCAAUUCACGCCGCAGUCGAUCAGCACCACCGCACUCCGAAAGCACAUCUGAAGAAACCACCAGCAGUCCAAUAAGUGUGCGUUAUGUUGCACCUAAAAACGCGCAGACCACAGCUCCCUCUCUCGCAACAAGUCAAAGCGAGACAGGAUGUUCAAAAUUGGACGAUGAGGAGGGCGCCAGUGUGGAUGAUGACGCUGUAGCAAAGCAUGCAUCCGAACUGGAUUGUGGUAUUCAUCCAGGAAGUUGGUACCAAGCAAAACUCCAUGCAUUCCCAGAGGAUAAAAGCUGCCUCAGAGCUGAGGAAAUGACGCGCCAAAUUUUGUUUGAGAAAAUUUACAGUCUUCUGGCCCAGCAAGAAAUGCUCAAACUGGAACUCGUGACUGCGAAAGAGCACUUGAUGGCUGACCCAUCGACGUGGAACUUUGGCUUGUACGUUGCAGAACAUAUGGAUCCAAAUGAAGCGGGAUUUUUGAAGGCUUUAGAACAGGAGACAGAUCUGUUACGCCUCCGAGUGGAUGCAUGUAAAUCCCACAUUAUGAUGAUCACAUGUUUCGACUCGUCCGAUGACCAGCCACCAAGUUAGCAAGAACUCCCACACUCAACGCGAGGUACGCCCACCUUAGAAGCCAACUUGGGGACGUAGUCACCUAAACGGAAACAGAUUGUGCAACCCCUUGACAAGCUUUCAAUAUUCGAAAGCAGAAGCCAUGCUUCUACUCAACGUUUCAUUGUUAAACUCCACCGAUCUCAGAGUCCACCAAAACCUCGAGUGAUUUAUGUGAUGUAUAGCUAAGCAGCUGUAUUUUAGUCAUGUGAAAUAUUUUUUACUAAUUCGUACUGC
Dicrocoelium dendriticum is the source of this 6243-nucleotide messenger RNA. Lineage: Eukaryota; Metazoa; Platyhelminthes; Trematoda; Plagiorchiida; Dicrocoeliidae. The record is from the annotation of a GenBank genome assembly.